AUGGAAUUUGGCCCUUCAUUCUACCACGAAUUCGCAGAGGCUUGGGGGAAACAGGACGGCUAUCGCCUUGCACCCACAUUAUCACCCGAGUUAUCGACUGAGCAACUAAGGACGAUCUAUCAGAGCCAAAAUGCUCACAACGUCAAAAACGCGCUCAAGCACGGCCUCCAGGGGAGUGUUGCAGGCGUUGACAGGAUUGACCAGGUUGAACUUCAGGCCUGGGUAGAAGUGUACGCGGCGUACUGGAAGGCCACUGGAGUGAUCCUGGAUGCUUGGGAGACAAGCGAUGGCGACAGCAAGGAGUUGCCGUGGUCGAAAGUCUACGAGGCGUGGACUGACCUGCUGAAUUUCCUCCUCCGGGGAUACCAGAACGCCGGCUUCGAGGCAUGGACGAUCCCUUGUCUGUAUGUUGUGUGUAAACACUUGCGCAUUUUUGCCAUUAAGGCAGAUGCAGAGCGCAACAGCAACAGCGCCAGCUCUCUCGAUGAUGGUGCAGCAGCGAACUUCCAAGAUGAUUUCGACCCGGAGACCAACAAAAACCAGAAGCUGGAAGACUGUGCGAGAGUUCUGGGUAGGGUCUUCAACGUGUGCCAUAUGGAUAGGGCGCCAAUCGAAGAGUCGCGAAAGUGGGCUAGCUACUAUAUCGCCAACCUCCUUCUCAAGACAUACUUCAGGCUGAACUCGGCGUCCUUGUCCAAGCACAUCCUCAAUAGCCUACGUGCAGGACGGGCUGAUAUGCCCCCAUUCUCGGCCUUUCCGAAAUCUCAGCAAGUAACAUUCGAGUACCACCAAGGGGUGCUUGCCUUCCUGGAGGAGAACUAUGCAGAGGCCGAGGAGCAUUUGACCGCUGCAUGGAACCAGUGCCACAAAGCCGCUACGCGGAACAAGGAGCUCAUUCUGACAUAUCUCAUCCCCUGCCAUCUGAUCACGAAUCACACCCUUCCAACCGAGAAACUACUGGAGCCCUAUCCAAGGCUGCAGAAGCUCUUCUUGCCGCUCUGCCGGUGCAUCAAGAGGGGCGAGCUCCACAAGUUUGACCUCGCCCUUCAGGAGGGCGAGGACGAGUUCGUCAAGCGACGCAUUUACCUUACGCUGGAACGCGGCCGCGAUAUCGCGCUGCGCAACCUGUUGCGGAAGGUCUUCAUUGCCCGUGGCUUUGAGGAUGCAAAGGAAGGGGAGAAGCCCGUUCGCCGCACCCGCGUGCCAGUUGCCGAGUUCGCAGCCGCCAUCAGCCUCGGCAGUCAAGAAAAGAUCGACAAUGACGAGGUUGAAUGCCUGUUGGCCAAUAUGAUCUAUAAGGGCCAUAUGAAGGGAUACAUUUCCCGCCAGCACGGCAUUGUAGUGCUCAGCAAGUCGGGGGCAUUUCCCGGUACCGGGGUAUGA
Molecule: messenger RNA, 1383 nt
Organism: Thermothielavioides terrestris NRRL 8126
Lineage: Eukaryota; Fungi; Ascomycota; Sordariomycetes; Sordariales; Chaetomiaceae
Exons: 6
Coding region: 1-1383 (460 amino acids)
Biological process (GO): poly(A)+ mRNA export from nucleus; post-transcriptional tethering of RNA polymerase II gene DNA at nuclear periphery; transcription elongation by RNA polymerase II
Cellular component (GO): transcription export complex 2
Molecular function (GO): RNA binding; double-stranded DNA binding
Source: RefSeq, a predicted model, not a curated record